AUGGAUGCUUUAAGCUGGGAUAAAAAAUUUCAAGGAACUGCUCUUAUAAGGCUAUUGACUACCAGGAGACCGAAUGGGAAAAGACAGGGAGGUCUUCCAUCAUACUGCCAGUGCACCACUCCCACUGUCAACUGCCCGCCAGGACCACCAGGACCACCAGGACAGCCUGGACAGCCUGGACAACCCGGAAACCCUGGACCACCUGGACAAGACAACACCGUUACCUAUCCUCCUACCCGU
Messenger RNA from Strongylus vulgaris, 240 nucleotides. NCBI's taxonomy places the organism in Eukaryota, Metazoa, Nematoda, Chromadorea, Rhabditida, Strongylidae. The record is from the annotation of a GenBank genome assembly.